GUCAUGUCUAAUUGGAAGGAGUUAAGCGGGGAGAAUAACUGGUCAGGUCUCCUAAAACCUCUCAACAAAAGUCUUUGCGACAAUUUAAUUCAUUAUAGUAAAAGAAUCGAGGCUGUUUAUGACACGGUCGGGCAGAGUGUAGCAAAUCCUCUCUGUUACGGGCAACCCACAUAUGAAGAAAAAGAUUUGUUUUCUAAGGUUGGCUUGGAGCAUUACACCAUGAACAACUAUGUUUAUGGUAAGUCGACAUUUGAUUUCAUUGAUAAUGCUAUCCCACGUUCAUGGUUUGGCUUCGUGGCCGUGGCCACAGAUGAAGGGAAGAAACACUUAGGAAGGAGAGAGAUUCUGAUUUGUUGGAGAGGAACAGUGACCAUCAUGGAUUGGGUAAAAAAUCUUCACUUUAAUCAAAUCUCGGCUUCACCAAUUUUGGGCGAACACACUGGAGAUGCUUGUGUACAUGCAGGGUUUUUCUCUAUCUACAUGUCAGCUAGAGAUCAGGUUCUUUCCACAGUUAAGAAACUGGUGAAGCAGUAUGAACAUGAAGAGAUCAGCAUCACAGUAACAGGCCAUUCUCUGGGAAGUGCUUUUGCUAUAUUGACUGCUGUUGACAUUGUUGCCAAUGGCUAUAAUUCUAACUCUAGUUCCUCUUCAAUGCCUGAUGCCAUGGUAACAGUCUUUGCUUUUUCAAGUCCCAAGAUUGGAAACUCAGACUUUGUGAACGUGUUCAACAAGUUCGACAAUCUUCAUCUCUUGCACAUAAGACACAAUCUCGACGUUGUUCCUAGAGUUCCACCCACUUCUAAUUAUUCAACAACGGGAACUGUGUUAAAUAUCACCUACACCAGUUACACAAUAAAGGAUUUUUUACGCCCUACUAUCACCUCUGUCUCUGAAAUGGUGAUCAGGUUUCACAUUUUGAAAAACUUACAUGUGGCAAUUGAAAAACAGCAAGAGAAAAAAUUCCGAUUUUCGUCGCUAGUACCCGUACAACAGUUGACGCUGUUCCCCACACAACCCAUCUUGAAGAAAAUUUUGCCGCAGCAGAUCACGGUGCUCCCCAUGGGAGACACGUUGGCAUUGGCGAUAUUGUCAUUCUUGACGGUGAAUUUGAAGAAUUAUCUAAUGUGAUAAUUGAAAUCUUGGAAAUGGCUAUGGCUAUUACAAUCUGUGUCUUCGAGCUCCUCAACUCCAGAUUCAGAUUGCCAGGGAAGAUAAUAACUACAUAUUGCUAAAUAAGGUUUGUGUCACCAUUUUGUAUAAACUAAUACUAUGUUUUGAGAAUAAGUUCCUCCACUCAUCGAGGAUUCAGUUUGCGUUUUCAUGUUUGUCAUAUGGUUGGUUUGCUUUGGGCUUAGUAGUCAGUACUCUGUACUUGCGUUAUUUUGUAUCAAUAAAAUACCUACUAUUGAAAGCUA
This is a messenger RNA of Mangifera indica (mango), 1415 nucleotides long. RefSeq names its product phospholipase A1-IIgamma-like. Gene Ontology annotation, molecular function: glycerophospholipid phospholipase A1 activity. The transcript is spliced from 2 exons. Gene Ontology annotation, biological process: lipid metabolic process. Lineage: Eukaryota; Viridiplantae; Streptophyta; Magnoliopsida; Sapindales; Anacardiaceae. The coding region runs from base 4 to 1128 and encodes 374 amino acids. The record is from RefSeq and is a predicted model, not a curated record.